Protomyces lactucae-debilis is the source of this 553-nucleotide messenger RNA. Its product is annotated as DAD family-domain-containing protein. NCBI's taxonomy places the organism in Eukaryota, Fungi, Ascomycota, Taphrinomycetes, Taphrinales, Protomycetaceae. Bases 103 to 531 code for a protein of 142 amino acids. Gene Ontology annotation, biological process: protein N-linked glycosylation. The transcript is spliced from 2 exons. Gene Ontology annotation, cellular component: membrane; oligosaccharyltransferase complex. The record is from RefSeq and is a predicted model, not a curated record.
CUGUCAAGUUUCAACGCGACAACCAACCACGACAACUUGACCUGCUCUACCUCAUCAGAUAGGAGAGGCCUAUUGACUGCGGCGUAGGACAAGCUCGUGCAAAUGGCGCCAAGAAAGACUGUGCACUUGGCGACACCCAAGAAGGAAGACACGUCAGCAACAAUCAAACAGCUCCAGAGCAAGCGACUAGCAACCAACUACUAUGCCCAGAUCGUCAAUGAUCUCUGGUCGUCUUACUUGAAGAGCACACCGCAGCAGCUCAAGCUCAUUGACAUGUUUAUGGCAUUUCUCAUUGCUACGGGUGUCUUGCAAUUCAUGUACUGCUUGAUUGUGGGUAACUACCCAUUCAAUGCCUUUCUGGCAGGCUUUAUCGCUACAAUCGGUCAGUUCGUGCUCUGUGCUGGUUUGAGGAGUCAGACAAACACAGCGAAUACGGCUGCCUUCCCUCAAGUCUCACCAGAACGUGCUUUUGGCGACUUUAUCUUUGCGAGUGUUGUUUUACACUUUGCAGUUGUCAACUUCCUUGGCUAGUCUGGGCAAGUCUGAGCUACUC